Molecule: messenger RNA, 2339 nt
Organism: Xiphias gladius (swordfish)
Lineage: Eukaryota; Metazoa; Chordata; Actinopteri; Istiophoriformes; Xiphiidae
Gene: nme6
Product: NME/NM23 nucleoside diphosphate kinase 6
Exons: 6
Coding region: 268-816 (182 amino acids)
Biological process (GO): GTP biosynthetic process; CTP biosynthetic process; UTP biosynthetic process
Molecular function (GO): nucleoside diphosphate kinase activity
Source: RefSeq, a predicted model, not a curated record
UUUCUGGGGGACGGUAUAUACGGACGGACAGCCCGGUGCGCGGAGCCAUUGAGCUAAUGAUGACAUUUUAAGGUUAGAUUCCCCUGGUUACGGUAGUAGAGGAGAUUUUUCUUUUGUUAGACGAACAGAAUAAACAUUACUUAUAACCUGUAGACGCGGACUGGCGCCUUCAUAUUAAAGUAGCGGGUUCGUGUCUGCUGCAGUAUGGCGACGGCGCUCUCCACCGCCAACUGAGCAUUAUUCUGGAAAACAGACAGAACAGAGGCGAUGUUACCGACAGCCGGUCGUCUGUCCAAAGUGCUGCAGCUCACCCUGGCGGUCAUCAAGCCGGACGCUGUAGCUCAUCCCCUGAUGUUAGAGGCUCUUCACCAGAGAAUCCUGGACAACAACUUUGUCAUUGUUAGAUGCAAAGACCUCAUGUGGAGGAGACAGGACUCUGAGAGGUUUUACGCUGAACAUUCAGGGCGAUUCUUCUAUCAAAGACUCGUUGAAUUCAUGUCAAGUGGUCCGAUGCGUGCGUACAUUUUAGCCAGAGAGGACGCCAUACGUCACUGGAGAGAACUGAUGGGACCCACCAAAGUGUUCCGAGCCAGGUACACCUCCCCUGCGUCCAUCCGGGCCCAGUUUGGACUCACGGACACACGAAACACAACUCACGGCUCAGAUUCGGUCGAGUCGGCACAAAGGGAAAUCAGUUUCUUCUUCCCGGACUUCUGUGUGGAGGAGUGGAUGGAGAAAGAAGAGCCAUUGUUCAGAUGUGGACAGAUACAGUUUGACCAUCAAAAACAGAUCCACACCCUUUCAGCGCAAAGCUGACCCCAGAGCUGCCGUUACAGUCGCUGAUCAACAACACACUGCGAGGUCAAAGACGCAAACAUGAGGACUCCGCUACUGUUUAUCCACUGCUCAGAGAAAAGCCGCCAGAGGUGAUGCUACAUGCCAUACGUAAUACUGUGAAACUGCAUGUUUAUUGUCCACCUUAGUUCCUCAAAGUGCCAGUAUGUUCCUCCCAUGUCUGUGUUGUUAAAACCUAUCUUCCAUGCCAUGCGUAGUAAUUUAAAAUAAGGGCUGUAAAUGUUUGGUUUUUUUUUUUUAAUUUAUUGUAAUUAGAAAACAAAAGUGACUAGACAACACAAUCAAACACUGUAUUGUACAAAACAACACGAUGGAGUAAGACAGUUCUUACGUUAUCAUCACACACUCCCGUCCGGGCUUCACUGUAAAUAGUGCAAUCGCCGCUGUCAGUUUCAGUUUCCUGAGCCACACAGACUGUAGCACAGCGGCAACUACCUGUUGUGUCUCAGUGUCAAAUGCCGAAACUACACAUGUAUUCAUUCUUAAAAGCAUCUCAAGAUUAAGAUUCUAGUUCACUUGAGAGAUUUGAAUGUGCCAAAUGAUGGCUUCCUCUAAAUGAUUUUCAAACCAGGCUGUCUGCUGUGAAAUAGUAUGAAUUCUUCAUUUAAUAUUGGUCAGAUACUGCAUGAACUGUAAAAUAUCGUGUUUUGUAUUUUCUCUUACCAAGCUGCAGUUUUAGGUGCCAGUUCCUUCAGUGUGUCAAAGUACAGGGAAACAUUGCGGUAACAGGCACCAGGGAAAUACAUCUGACGGUAUUAAAUACAAUACAGCCUAGAUAAACACUUUUUUUAAGAAAAUGAGCCAUGUUUUCAAUAUGACAAUCUAAAUUUUAGAGUUCAGGAUCCCAGACCAAAGUUGCGCGUCCUCUUGUGCUUCACCAGCCUUCAGCCACUUUUAAGUUUUCUCCACAAAAGUACGAUCAGUUCAUUCAUUUCACAGUCAUCAUUUUUCUUUGGAUUCUCUCAGUCUCCCCUGCGCUCAAGUGUUUUGUGUGGCCACCUGUUUUAGAGUUUCCACAGGUUUCAUAACCUCGUAGGUGGUGAGGGACUUCUUCACCUUCCCGUUCUUAUCCACCUGAUGGAUGCUCUGUGUCACUGUGAUGGUCACCUGCUUGGUCGACAUCCGAUUGUCCUGCCAUUUUGUCUGUUGAGUGUGAAGAAUGAAAGAUGAAACAUAGUAAAUCUACAAUAUUAACUCUAGUGUAAGGUUGGCAGAUUGUGGCAGGAAAAAGGGGAGCAUUUAAAAAACACCCAGUGAGAGACUUACAAUCUCUUGAGUGUGUAGCGCACUUCGCCACUGCGCUGCGGUGCCAGACAAAGGCAAACCCUCGUCUUUGGGUGGAGACGGCGGUAUUGCAUGAGGGCUGCUGGGUUUCACAUCAUUCAGGCUGGCUUCAGACACGGCUGAGCAGACCUUCAGAUACACCUGAGCAGGAGGAGGGAGGCUGUCCUCAAAGAAAUCUGGAACUAUGAACAAAAAAAAAA